Morchella importuna is the source of this 2238-nucleotide messenger RNA. RefSeq lists its product as uncharacterized. The transcript is spliced from 10 exons. The record is from RefSeq and is a predicted model, not a curated record. Bases 1 to 2238 code for a protein of 745 amino acids. Gene Ontology annotation, molecular function: protein binding. Lineage: Eukaryota; Fungi; Ascomycota; Pezizomycetes; Pezizales; Morchellaceae.
AUGAGCCUCAUGCUCCCAAGGAAACAAACCCCGGCUUUACCCUUAUACUACCAAGUAGCUAUGGACUCCCCACGCAACAUCCACCAUGCAAAGAUCAAGCAGCUAGGGGAACCAAAGAAAAAGCCUCCCCAAGAUUACUUAGCUACACCCACAUGCCUAGAGUACCUACAUACGUAUAUAGGUGUGAAUUCAUUCGCUGCCCUUGGAGAAAAAGGGAACGGAAAAAAAGAAAAGGAUCUGCACUUUUUAAAGGCCACCGUUUAUAAAAACUACCCCUUCAUCCCCAUCUCAACCAUCUCUUCUCCGGUAAUCAAAAAGAAAAAAAAAAUCGACCACAAUAUCGUCAUGAACAUCCCUCAAGAAAUCAUCGAUCAGAUAGUAUCGUACCUCCCCGACCAGGUCAGCUAUGUGAGGGCGGCGUUGGUCAAUAAGGCCUGGAAUUACGCUGCAACCUCAAUGCUGUACCGCCAUAUCGGCAUGGAGUUCAUGCCCCGAAAUUCUAACUAUGAGGAUAUGGAGCACCGGGGGAUGUACAAUGUUUGUUUGGCACUGGCAAAGAACCCUUAUACCAGUUCAGUGGUCCAAUCACUUCUAUUGUACUUCCACCAGCCCCAAACCAACACGACACAACAGCAGGAAUGGGAACCUUCAUUAGCACAAGUUCGGUCACUUUUGAAAGAAGUCAUUGACCGCAACGGGCUUCCUCGGGUCAGAAAACUGUCACUUUUGUACCCUGAUGUGCAAAUCGCCCAUAUCCUUCUGAAAGGACUGUUGCCGCAAAUACACAGCUUGCAAGUCGUCUCACCAGUCUUUAAAUACUUGUAUUUUGAGUCCGAGGAGCCAACAGUGAUCAGCAACCUCCAGGAGUUAGAUUUCCAGUUUACUCAGGACAUCUCUCGACGGGGGGGAGGUUUUCUGUUUUCCAGUGAGCAACUAGCACUUAACCAAGAGUGGAAAAUGAUGGAAGACAAAAUGCAUGACCGAGUCAACGGUUUUUUGUCUCGAUGCCCAUCGCUCCAAGUUUUGAAAAUAACCGGAACGAAAGAGCUUCACACAUUACUUCAAUCAGCCCAUUUUCCAUCGCUGAAAACCCUUGAAAUUGGCCAAGUUUUCAGUCAUCAGGUCGACUUUGCGGUAAUCUGCCUGAAUUCAUUCCUUGAACGCCAUCCAACCAUCACACGGUUGGCAGUCAAUAGAUUGCCUGAUGGCUCUUCACAUCCCUUUAUCCUCCCGAAGGAAUCAGCCCUCAAUAUCCGGGAGUUCAUAUCCUGCAUCGAGGAGAUUCCAUCAGAUUAUCUCGGUUUUAUCAGACAAUUCCAACAGCUAGAGACAUUCAGACUCGAGCACCAUAUGAUAGUAGGAUCAAUCUCACACAGAGAGAUUCUUGAAUUGCUGCCCGAGCUGCAACACCACAAGCAGGGAAUAAAGAACUUGACACUGCCAAUGCCAACACACAUAUCGGGCUGGACGCUAACAGACGCGAAGCGGGCACUGGCAAGAUCUUCACUAACACAGUUUGGCAUAGUAUUCGCGCGAAGCGUCCCGGCAGUUGAGAAGUUUGGAAUCAGUCAGAUUGGGCGGUUUGAUAUGGAAGCAUCGGAAUGGGCACAGGCACUUUCUUUCCACAACUCCCUUCGACACUUUGCCAUCAAAACGUCGUUCCUACCUACCAUAUCUGUUCACGAACCGGCGAGCUACAGACAAGGUCUCAUCAACGACAUAGCGCGAUCCUUCUCCGCGGUACCAAAACUUGAGACCGUGGUAUUCUUUGAAUCCCUAAAUCAACAGGCGGUCAAAGUCACAAUCCAGAGACUCGAUCACGAUGUCGUGGAAGGUAUCGAGGAACUGAUAAGUGUCGAAGAUGUGAAUGAGGAGUUUUUUGACGAAUUCUUCGACUCAGGAUGGAAGGGAAAGGUUGAGGGGGGAAAUAAGCAAUUAUUUUUGGUUAUCUACAUGUGGCUAUGUACUCAUGCGUAUGUUGUUGUCGUGCUUGUCUGUGCUGUAUCUGACCAUACCGUCAUGUUCAAACCAGCCCCUAGUAUUAGAAAUAUGUUAGGCCUAGGCCGGGCGGUCAUUUUAUGGGAUCUUCUCAUGCUUAUGCACGUAACCACUCUAGUUACCGCUUCACGACCUAUCACUCGUGGAGCUAGUGAAAGCGAAUGGAAUCUGGAAAUGAUAACCGAAUCUUAUCUUUCUGUACCCACGUGGCUAACACGCUAUUCCGUAUUGCCAAGCUGA